This is a messenger RNA of Trichoderma atroviride IMI 206040, 1227 nucleotides long. RefSeq lists its product as uncharacterized. Gene Ontology annotation, molecular function: catalytic activity. Gene Ontology annotation, biological process: nucleoside metabolic process. The record is from RefSeq and is a predicted model, not a curated record. NCBI's taxonomy places the organism in Eukaryota, Fungi, Ascomycota, Sordariomycetes, Hypocreales, Hypocreaceae.
GUGCCGGUAACUGCUACCAUGGACUAUAUAAAACCUUCUCGGCGCGAAGACUUCGAAAUUGUCAUAAUCUGCGGAUUACCACUCGAGUUCAACGCCGUUUCCCUUGUGCUCGACGAAUUCUGGGACGAGGACGGUGAUCACUUUGGACGAUCCCCCGGAGAUGUCAACCACUACAUAACGGGCCGCAUUGGCAGGUACAAUGUUGUCUUGGCUCUGCUCUCACACAUGGGUAAAGUGCAUACAGCCAGCGCCGCAGCCAGCAUUCGUUCAAGCUAUGGCGGCGUACGGCUGGCUUUGCUUGUUGGCAUCUGUGGCGGAGCCCCGCAGGCGGCAAAUGAUGAAGACGAUGAGAUCUUGCUGGGCGAUGUUGUGAUCAGCAAGACCGUAGUGCAAUAUGACUUUGGCAGGCUAUAUCCUGACAAGUUUGUACGCAAGAAUACUUUUGAAGGCAGCCUUGGUACACCAAGCAAGGAUAUCCGCAAUUUAUUAAUCACAUUUGAGACUGACAUUGGUUUGGAACGACUGCAACGAAGGACUGCAUACUUCCUUAAGCAACUCCAGGCCAAUGCUACUGGAAGAAAGCGUCACGGUAGAUAUAGCUACCCUGGGACAGCGGAGGACAAGCUUUUCCAGGCAAUAUAUCGGCAUAAACACCACGUACCGUGCACCUGUAUCUGUCGCGACUGCAACAGCAUUUCUGACCCUGUCUGUGACGAGGCUCUGAAUUCGUCUUGCGAAGAGCUUGGAUGCGACAACAUAUACCUGGAGCCUAGAGGACAGCUUGAAGCGAGACGGCAGUUGGAGCAAGACGAGAGCGACAAGGCUCAAGAGCCCGCUGUUCAUGUUGGGUCGAUUGCAUCAGGCGAUGUAGUGAUGAAGUCUGCAGAUGAGCGGGACAGGAUUGCAAAGAAGGAAGGGGUGAUUGCGUUUGAGAUGGAGGGGGCUGGUAUUUGGGAAGAGCUGCCUUGCAUCGUUGUUAAAGGAGUGUGCGAUUAUGCCGACUGCCAUAAGAAUAAAAGGUGGCAGAAUUUCGCAGCUGCAACAGCCGCGUCCACGUUGAAGGCUAUUUUGGAACGCUACAUUCAGACAGACAAAAUGUUGAAAGGAAAAAGCAACACACCACGCGUACAACCAGCGCCGAAACAUUCAGGAAAGUGCUCUAAUUAUCAUCACAUUUGUAUGUAUUCAUCUCAUUCUCUAAAAAUAGCUGCAUGCAUAUAUCUAUAA